UUGUAUUCUUUUUACAGGUGCAUUAGAAUAAUAAAAUGAAUGGCCCAGAGUCAGAAUCAGUCGUAAAAUACAAUGAGGAAAAUGUUACCGAAGAUGUUGAUUAUAAAACUGUAGAUAUAAAAGAGGUUCCAAAUUUAUCGGAGGACGCUGGAACCUUGGGUAAAACGGAAAAGAAGAAAGAAAAAAGAAGGGCAAAAGAAAAAAAGAAAGGAGAAAAAGGAAGAUCGUCGAACAAACGUUUUGGAUUUAAGAGCAUAAUUAAGUCCAAGAAAAAAGAUUCUUCUCAAUCGACAAAUAACAAUGCAACAAAUAUAACCGUUACUUUGUCUAAGAUAGAAGAAGGAGAAAUAACUGAUGAAUUAUAUAACGAAGGAUAUGAAGGUACAAAAGAGAAGGAAAUUAUUACAGAAAAUGGUGUUACGGAAACAAACAGACAAUCUCUUCCAGACAACGAUAAGCCAGAUCAACUGGCAGUAGUAGCGAUCGAAAUGACUGAGGACAAUGCAGGGGAUGAAAUCAAUAGAUCGGAGAAAUCACAGGGUAGAUUUUCUGGAUUGCUUCGUGUAUUUGGAUACAUAUUUGGUACACAGUGUAUGAACGGAUGCAUGAGAACAACAAAUUCCGCAACUGAUCACGAUGAAGAAAGCUAUGAUGUUACAGAGGAAUGUGAAAACGAAAUUGAAGACAAACAACAUGAAAACGGAUUUGAUAAUGGGAAAGAAAAUAAUGAAAAGGCGAAGUUUGAAGCUUUUAACGACAUUUUUCCACAAGUGGAAGAUGAACCCAUGAAGAAUGAAUCCAUGUUGUUAACGUGGGAAGGCUUUCUUGAAAGGGUAAGCUGGAUUGCAGCAUUAAUACGAGGCACGUCUAGCCAGAAUGAAUCAGCAUCCGUUCACGAAGAUGAAGUAACUGAUAUUAAAACAACGUCUGUUUCGACGACAGAAAAUAUUUCAGGGCAAAACUCUACUGGAGAUGAAGGGAAUCGAGAAAGAGCUUCCGACUUAGAUGAAACCGAGCAAAAUGAGAAAUUAAGUGGAGAAGAAACAGAAAGUGAAGGCCAAAAAGUAAAAGAAGAUCUCGAUUAUGGCGAUCAAUAUAUUGAACAAGUGGUUGAUGUUGAGAGAGUGCAGUUAACGGAAGAUACAAACAUUUUUAUAGCUAAAGCUGCGAAAGCCGUGAAAAAAUUUCGUCGACAGAUCGAAGCAUGCAGUCGUGAUAUUGUCAAGUCACCUGGUGUUGCAACAAUUCUUCGCAAGAAAAAUUCAACAACUCUUAUUACUCCAACUGUGCGACGAAUCGGAAUCUCCAGUGAUGAUAUUGAAGAGAUGCCAACAGUGGAUGAUGAAAUUCAGGCAGAGGCCGAAGAAAUUGAAGAAAAUAAAAACAAGAAGCGACCAAUUGAAAAUAUAAAAGCCAGGCACGUUCUGGUAACCGGAGAGGAAGGGCAAGGGAAAACAACCCUUUUAGAACGAUAUGCCGACAUGGCAAUGGGGAGAUUGCUAGUUGUCAACGAAGUUUCACUAGAUAUUUUCAAACGUUGGCACCCAUUUGCCAGGAAAGAUUUUUUCAACUUUGUGCAUUUCGUACGCCUUAGCGAGCUACCAGUAAAGGGCUAUUAUACUCCAUGUGGACUUCUGUUUAAAAGCGUCGUUCAUGGUUUGAGCGAUGAGUGUACAGAAGCUGGAUUCAGAUGGCUAAUAGAAUAUAGAAAAAGUAUCCUAUUUAUUCUCGAUGGCUUAGAUGAAAUGAGAUCAUUUCCAGGAAGGCAACAUAAAAAAAUUGAUUACAAUGUUCGUGCGAGUCCAUCGUGCAUUUUACAUAAUUUGCUAUGUGGAAACUUAUUCCCCAAUGCGCACAUACUUUCCUCUGCGAGGCCAUAUACUAUUGAACGCUUCACAGCAACUGCAGCCCCAAUGCGAAUAUAUGCUUUGACUGAGUUAGAAAAGAAGGAUAUAAAAACGCUUGUCAAAAGCUUCACUCCGAAAGAUAGCAAAGUGAAUAAACCAUGGAAAAUCCUAGAGCAAGAUUAUCCGAAUCUUUCGAUUAUGGGUGGAAUUCCAUUGAAUCUUCUAUAUUGGUCAACUGCUGUCUUGGAAGAUACUGAAAAUAAAUGUCCUGAUACUUGCGUUGCAGUAAUGUCACGGUACUUGAAAUGCGCUUUUGAUAACGGCGAAUCGUGGAAUGUGCAGUCAGUGACAAUUAUGACCAAGGUGAAGAAACUGGCCUGUGACAGCGUAGAGAAAAAUCUAUCAAUGUUAAAAGAUGAAGUUUUUUCGGAAGUUGAUUUGGAUUUGGCUGAUGUUCAACAGCUUCCUAUAUUCCAUCCUCGAUCAAGCAAACUUGGGGUGAAUCGUGGAAAAAUAGAGGAAUACUUUGCAGUUUCUUUUACUCAUCAAACCGUACAAGAAUAUUUAGCCGCUUUACAUCUUUGUGAGGUGAGCUUGGCUGAUUUUGUGGAAUUCACAAAAAAGCAUCUCCAUAAUCCCAAACACGGUUUCAUUAGAAUGGUAUUAUGCGGACUUCUAUUCAACGAAGAAAACAUGGCAGUUUUGCAUGACAUCGUUGAAGUAUCGGCACCAGAAGAAAAACGAGAAAUACUUUUGCAAGAUUUUCGAAACAUCUUAAACUCGGGCGAUAAAAGUCAUUCUUUUUAUGCCGCACUUCACGAAGCUGGCGACGGAAUUAAAGAACUUCUUCAAGUUCAUAUGAAUGAAAUAUGUCUUUCUGGAGAGAAAUUGACAUCGUUGACCAUACUGAUUCUGACCGCUUUGCUUUCCCGGACUGGAAAUCUUGACCUUUUCAGUUUGUCAGAUUGCAACUUGUAUGAUGCAACAAUCAAAUCUUUGUUAACUGCCGCUCAAAAGUGCGAUGUUACCAUAAAAAUGUUAGAUCUACAGGGGAACUCCAAACUGCUGUUUCAAGGACGAAAUCUUCGUGAUUUAUUUGAUCAUUGUAAAUCUGAAGCUUUAGAUGUUUCUCGUUGUGAAUUGAAUAAAGAAAAGCUUGCGAGGCUUCAGGCGUCUUUUAAAGGGGCCCAGUUGAAGACUAUCAAAGCUGGUCAUAACAACAAGAUUGGAGAAGCGGGUAUCCAAAUCAUAGGUGAUAUCGUUAAAAGUUGCGAAACGAAGUCGUUGAACUUAAAUAAUUGCUCACUCACAUCUGGUGCAUUCAAACGACUGAGAAAAUCUCUCAAAGACACUCAGUUAUAUCAUUUGAAUGUGAGUGAAAACAAAGGCUUAGACGUACAAGCAAUGGUUAUGUUGGGUGAUAUUGUUCAAACAAAUGGCGUCAAAGAACUGAACCUCAGCAAAUGUGAGAUCACAAACAAAAAAAUAAGAAAUUUUCAAGCAUCACUAAAAACAUCAACGAUGAAUGUAUUGGACAUCAGCGCAUCUGAAAUGACAACAGCAUGGGGCCUAAACGUUAUCGCAAUAUCUAGAUUGAUACCUCACGUGAGCGAAGAAAUUCGAAUGAUUAAUUGGACAAUUGAUCCGAAAGUUCUUAAGAUGUUUCAAGACAACAUUAAUGAACAAGCAUCAUCGGAUUUGAAAAUAAUAUACGGAGCCAACGGCGAAUAUGUUCUAACUCCAGAAACAGAAGAUGAUGAAGAACAAGAAUAUUUGGAAGAAAUUCAACAACAAUGAAACUGAUGAAGUACAAUUAAUUUCAAUGACGCUUUCACGUUUUUUUUAAGUUUGUGUGUUCCAGUCUUUUGCUCAAGUUUAAGCUUGCAACUAUUCAUAGUUCACCUGGUAACGAUGAGUAACUGACAAUGUAAAAUUGUAUUUAAAAAUAUAUAAAAUUCAUGCAAGAGCCAUUGUUAGAAACCCAACUUUGUUUACAUGAGUUACAUGAUAUGAUAAAUCGCUUUAACAUUAAUUUCAUUACACAUUAUUUUCUUCUCUAUAUGUAAAAUAAAUCAUUAUUUUUGAUUGAAUGUAUAUUUAAUAAAAACGUAUAUCAAAAAACAAUUUUGCGUCAUACAUUGGAGUAAUAUCUGCAUCGAAACUAGUGAUGACAACCUGUUACUGAAAAGUUCAUUAGUCAACUUAAAAUUGUUUGCUAACAAAUAUUGAGAACAUUAUUUUAUAAGUAACAAAAAUAAUGAAAAACAAAAGAUCUUGAUGAAGUAGCAAUCGUGUUAUUUGACAAGC
Styela clava is the source of this 4154-nucleotide messenger RNA. Lineage: Eukaryota; Metazoa; Chordata; Ascidiacea; Stolidobranchia; Styelidae. The record is from RefSeq and is a predicted model, not a curated record.